AUGCUUAGUUAUCAAGUUUCAAUUUUUUCAUCAGGUGCAUCGUAUUGCAAUAACUAUAGCAGAAAUCUUUUGCAAAAAGAAUAUCCCGGUUAUGGGAAAGAUUUUGUAUUAUUUCCCGGAGAUAAAGGCGAAGAAAUGUAUGGAUAUUUAACUGAUAAAAAUUCUAAUAGAUUGGGAUUGGACAUUGUUCAAUUGUACAAUAGUUUCUUAGGUAACGCCGAAGAACUCAUCACUUUCACACUAUAUACAAGAAAAAAUCGCGAAGGUUAUACUUUCGUAAAUUUUCAAGAACUAUCUUUGAAUAUCACCAAAAAAACUAAAUUCAUAACGCACGGUUGGAUGUCUAGUGGAACAAGAAAUCUAGCCAUUGGUAUCAAAAACGCAUUUCUUCUCAAAAAAGACGUUAACGUAUUUAUUAUGGACUGGGAACCAAUUGCAGCGAAUAUCCUUUAUCCAGUACCCAUGUACAAGACGCCUGAUGUAGGUCAAGCACUUGCUCAAUUUAUUAACACACUUAUAGAGAAAAAACACUUAAAUCCAAAAGACGUUCACCUCAUCGGCCAUAGUCUAGGAGCACAUGUUGUUGGUUUUGCUGGAAGACUGGUUAAAGAAAAAGUUGGUAGGAUUACGGGAUUGGAUCCAGCACUUCCUGGUUUCGAUAUUGGGUUAGUUAAAGGAGGUCACUUGAAUCAACAAGAUGCUGAUUUUGUUGAUGUAAUACACACUUGUGCUGGUUAUUUAGGCGUUAAACAACCUAUAGGACAUGUUGAUUUCUAUCCAAAUGGGGGAAGUCCCCCACAACCCGGCUGUACCAUCUUAAAAUUUAUAGAAGCAUGUAGUCAUGGAAGAAGCUGGAUACUCUAUGCAAAUAGUAUCAAAAUGAGCCAACAUUAUUUGGGAAGGAAAUGUAAAACUUUAAAUGAUGUUCUCGAAUCUAAAUGUGAUGGGGAACACAUUUCCAUGGGAGAACCUACACCAUUCCAUGCAAGAGGAAUUUAUUAUGUCGAAACGACAGAUCAAGAUCCUUUUAUAAAGAAGACAAAUUUUAUAGAUGAUAAUAAAUUGUAA
This is a messenger RNA of Diorhabda carinulata, 1068 nucleotides long. Its product is annotated as lipase member H-like. The transcript has 5 exons. Gene Ontology annotation, biological process: lipid metabolic process. Gene Ontology annotation, molecular function: lipase activity. The record is from RefSeq and is a predicted model, not a curated record. Bases 1 to 1068 code for a protein of 355 amino acids. NCBI's taxonomy places the organism in Eukaryota, Metazoa, Arthropoda, Insecta, Coleoptera, Chrysomelidae.